UUUUUAGCGGCUGGAGUAGGUUUUGUGGAGGAACACACCUUUGAGACAACUAAGUGGAUGAUCUACAAAUAUUUUUGGUGUUUAUUCUGCUUAUGGGCUGGAGUUUGUUUUAUAGAUUAUCUUCUGUAGUGUAAUUGAGUCUUACAAAUGUUUGUACAGAAACACCGGACUUGAGCAAUGCGACUGCAAAGUUGUCACGGGGACUCUCGUAGAGUUUAGAGUAAUGGACACUGAGCUGAUGGAAGUGAGAGAAGAACAUGAAGAGCUGUAUGAAGUGGAGGAGGAACAGCAUGAUUUCAUAACUGGAGAAAAAUCUUGGAGUGGCUCAAAGACAGAAAUUUAUUUCUCUCCAAAAAAUCCUCAAAGAAGAGUAUACAAGAAAUCUUUCACCUGCUCUCAAUGUGGAAAGAGUUUCAUACAUAAAGGCAAUCUUAAUAUACACAUGAGAGUUCAUACGGGAGAGAAACCUUACACGUGCCAUCAGUGUGGGAAAUGUUUUGCAUAUGUUAACUAUUUCAAGAAUCAUCUUCGCCAUCACACUGGAGAAAAGUCAUUUGAAUGUGAUAAGUGUGGUAAAACAUUUGUUCUAGCACAGUACCUAAAACAACAUUUGAAUACUCACACAAAUGAGAAGCCUUACAAGUGUUCAUUUUGUGGAAAGAGUUUUGCACAACUGUUCUAUUUUAAAGAGCACCAGAAAAUACACACCGGUGUGGCGGCUCAUAUGUGCUUUGAAUGUGGAAAGACCUUUACUACAGCCAGCAACUUCAAUCAGCACCAACUAAUUCAUACAGGAGAGAAACCAUACAAGUGCUCAUACUGUGAAAAGAGUUUCACUCGGUCAGAAAUCCUGAAAAAACAUGAGAGAACUCAUACUGGAGAGAAACCUUACAAGUGCUCAAACUGUGGAAAGCGUUUCAGUGUGUUAUACAGCCUGAAAAAACAUGAGAGAAUUCAUACUGGAGAGAAACCAUAACACUGCCCUUUAUGAAAAGUUCCUUCCCAGCAAGUGCUCUUUAUAGACAUGUAAAGUAGUCACAUUUAGUGGUCGAUCGAUAUGGAUUUUUCAAUGGCCGAUAGACUAAAAACUGUAUGUAUGUGUAUAUUAUAAUCUUGUUUUUGACACACAAUCUAUUUUUUCUAAUAUGUCAAAUGUUAAUAUGAGCGGACUAGUUGUUGCACGUUUAUGAUAUUAAUUUAAUUACUUUAAUAUAUAUUUUGGGGGCCAUCAGAAAAUGGUUUUGAGUUCCAGGGCUGAGAAAGGAUAUUAUAAGUAAAUAUGCUAACACUGUUCUACAUUACAGAGAAAUCUUGAUGAUAAUGAGCCUUUAAAAUAUCAAUUGUACAAGCGCACGCAUGAAGCGAGCCACAGUGACACCGGCAAAAUCGGUAAUAAUUCUGAAUGUGUUGGAAAAACCAGCAAGGAGGCCGUCUGAACAUUUUGUUAAUUGAUAGAGAGAAAUGUACAUUAGGACUGCACCGACAGAUGAUGAUCUCGGGAUUGACGAUGGUCAGAGUGAUCGCCAAUAGCUGAUGCCUUUGACGAUGUCAAGACGAUAUUUGGCUCGUUUUCCUAUUAAUCUAUUAAAUUAUUAUUAUUAUUAGACUUAUUAUUAUUAUUAUAAAAUUAAAAAUAAUUUGCCUGUAGACAUACAGGCAUGUGCUUAAAGAAACACUAUUAUAUUAUUAAGGACCGAUAACAGAAAGGCGUCCAUGCGCAUGUAUGACAUGCUGAUACGGAGGUAUGCUGUUUCGUGGAACAUGUGCAUGUAAAAGGUUCUCACUCUUUCAUUCUGUCUUCUGAUUUUUAUUUUAAAUUUUUUUGCAAGAACAGUAUCAUCUAUGAGUGCUGCAAAUAACCUCAGACAUUUAAUCUCAGGAGGUGCUUUGAGUUCAGUUCUCUUUAUUUCCACAGAGCAGUUCAUUGUGAAAUAAUACAAAAACACAUUCAUCUCGAACCAUGAUUUAUAUUUCAGUGAUUAUUAUCAUCAUCAUAAUUAUUAUUUUUACAUUUAUAAAUGUUUUUAUGUCUUCAUAUGUUAAGACAAUUGCCUGACGGUAAAUUGAAAGAUGGUUACUUGUAUAUCUUGAUGUACCUCAUGAUGAGUCUCUCAAAGCACUUCAUGAUGGUGGGUGUGAGUGUAAUGGCACAGUAGUCGUUGAAGCAGGUCACUAAAAACUUCUUUGGCACGGGGAUGAUGGUGGUGGCCUUGAAGCACAUUGGAAUGACGGCGCUACUCAGGGACAUGUUGAAGACGUCAGUAAGAAAAUCCACCAGCUGGUCAGCACAUCCUCUUGAGCACACUGCCAGGAAUGUUGACUGGUCCAGCAGCUUACACAUACAUCAAUGAUGAAAAGAAAUUCAAAUUAUAUAUUUAUAUAUAUAAUCUUAUCUGUGAGACAGCACAAAAAACAAAAGAUGACUGAAACAGGCAAAUUACUAGCAAUGCAGACACAGUGUUUGUCUUGUACAGUUUGAACUUAAAAAAUACAUCUAUCUUUUAAAACCAAAAAUGAUACAAUUGUGGGCCUAAUUGUGCCACCAUGAGGAAUUAAAGAGCAUUAGGAAUUGGGCAUGUCAAGUUGGGGAUAAAAUAUUUAGUUGUAGAUUUAAUCACUUGUUGACUUAUUUUUUUAUUGAGAUCAUCAUCUUUGUUUUAUUAUUAAAUAACUGCUGUAAGUCUA
This is a messenger RNA of Xyrauchen texanus (razorback sucker), 2685 nucleotides long. RefSeq names its product zinc finger protein 678-like. The transcript has 2 exons. Gene Ontology annotation, biological process: regulation of transcription by RNA polymerase II. NCBI's taxonomy places the organism in Eukaryota, Metazoa, Chordata, Actinopteri, Cypriniformes, Catostomidae. The record is from RefSeq and is a predicted model, not a curated record. Gene Ontology annotation, molecular function: RNA polymerase II cis-regulatory region sequence-specific DNA binding; DNA-binding transcription factor activity. Bases 224 to 976 code for a protein of 250 amino acids.